Messenger RNA from Prorocentrum cordatum, 931 nucleotides. The record is from the annotation of a GenBank genome assembly. Lineage: Eukaryota; Dinophyceae; Prorocentrales; Prorocentraceae.
CCUUGGAGAAGACAUGGCAGAGCUAGACGCGCGCCUGUCGAAGCUGCUCCAAAAGCACGGGGUGGGCCCCAGCGUCGCGGACUAUUUGAUGUCCAAGGGCAUGGUGAAUAUAGGCCAGUUUGCUGGCCUGGCGGACUCCAAAGCAGACUCCGUCGUUGGGAUCUGCGCCCCGGCAGGGCUAGAUGGGACAGACCGUCCUUUGUGCCGGCCUGUCAAGGCAGCCUGGCAGGAAGCCGAGGCCCUCGUCGCAGGUGAGCUCGACCUGAUCCGGAAGGGCAAGGGCGGCGACUGGGACGACCCGAUCGACCCAGAGGUGCGCGAGAAGAAAACGGCGAGCUUCGUGGGCCACUACCACAUUCGCCUCCUGGCGCACCUCAUGGGGAGCGACGCCAUGGCGGGCCGCCUGGUCCGCGAGCACGAGCGGCGCGCCCCCGCGGUCCACGACCUGCGCAAGAACAGCGACGACUCCUCCGGCACCCAGACCGCCGUCGGGUUCAUGUAUAAGCACAGGGUGCUCAUGAACACGUUGGCCUUGGCGGCUGCGCCCGACUGGGCGUCUGCGGACUGGCCCGUCCUGCUCGACUACCACGAGCGGGUUGUCCUCAAACUGUUCGAGCGCAAGAACGGCCGCAAGCCCACCGUGGACGCCGUCAUUGAGGUGGACCGCCAGAUGAGAGCCAAGUGGGUCGAGGCAGUCCGCAACGACAGGAAGUGCCUCACGGAGGCCGCCCAGACGCGCCGCACGGAAUGGGUGCCCUUGUUUUCGGAGCUCCACAGCGACCGUUCCGGCGGGGUCGAGGGCACGCAGCAGGCGCUUCAGAAGAGGGCCCGCGUGGGUCUUCCGCGCGUGGAGUCCGUCGGCGGCAAGCAGGUCUGCACGUUCUACAACGAGGGGAAGUGCACCUGCGGGAAAAAGUGCAAGUACCUCCAC